Microsporum canis CBS 113480 is the source of this 831-nucleotide messenger RNA. RefSeq lists its product as hypothetical. NCBI's taxonomy places the organism in Eukaryota, Fungi, Ascomycota, Eurotiomycetes, Onygenales, Arthrodermataceae. The transcript has 2 exons. The coding region runs from base 1 to 831 and encodes 276 amino acids. The record is from RefSeq and is a predicted model, not a curated record.
AUGUAUCCGUCUUCUCGAGAAAAGAGCUGGUUCUCUUCCACCUUUGUUCAGGUUUGCAGGUGCUUCAGAGCCAGGAGGGAUUCCACCUACACCUCUUUUCGCGAAAAUCCUCCACCUUUGCCAUCAACUAAAUCGGCGUUCCUACACCUUGAUGGUACUAAGGUUGUGGAGAGAGUGAUUGGCAUAGGCGGUACAGGCAUCGUCAUUGAGCGAAGACAGUAUGCGCUCAAAAUACCUCGAAUUUUAAGGCCUAUAGAGGUUGACGGGGUGCCUGUGGCUACUGGAAGAUUGACUCCUGAAGAAGGGAACUACGAUGAGCGCCCCGAUCUUAUCCGUUCGAUUCAAGAUGAAAAGGCUAUCUAUCGAAGACUGGGUGACCAUCCCGGGAUUGUACGCUGCUUCAAUCUUUCAUCAGACGACCCUUCGAUCCAGAUGUAUCUUAUGAAGAAUGGAGAUCUUCGACAUUACCUGGCUGAAACGCGACCGGAGAAAUCGAUACAGCUAUCUUGUGAUUUUGGAGAAUCAGUGAUGAUGCCUCUCGAUUGGGACCUGAACGGCUCUGACGACCUUGGUUUUUCAAUCAUGACUGACAUUGGGCAAUUUGGCGCCGUCAUGUUUGAGAUUGUGACUGGCCAAAGGUGCAGGUUCGAUCUCGCGCAGGGACAGAGGGAACCAGGGGACCUGUACACUUGGCCGCGGCGAGACAGCCUUCCCUCAACGACCAAUACAUGGCUAGGUCAUAUCAUUGAGAAAUGCUGGACUCAAGAAAUUACGUCCGCCAAAGACCUCGCCGCAGAGUUGGACGAGGAGAAGGGCAGCGAAGUCGAGUAG